This is a messenger RNA of Rangifer tarandus platyrhynchus (Svalbard reindeer), 351 nucleotides long. NCBI's taxonomy places the organism in Eukaryota, Metazoa, Chordata, Mammalia, Artiodactyla, Cervidae. The record is from the annotation of a GenBank genome assembly.
AUGAAUGGCAGGGCUCUGGUGGCCAGAACCUUCCGAAGCCUUGCGGGCAUGCCCAAAUCUCCAGCAGAGCCAGAAGCCCUGCCCAACAGCCCAGGGAGGCCCGAGUCCUCAUACCCUAGCUUGGCCUACACCCCAACACGCUCUGCACCUAAAAACAGGGCUGGCCUCCAUGAUUGCCCACAUCAACUCGGCUCUGCAAUCUUUUGUUUCCAGAGCUCUGUUUCCAAACAAGAUUCCCUCCCCGAGUCUCUCCCCCUGACCCUGCGGUCUUAUCUCAGACCUUCGGUCACCUGUGAUCUGAGAAAUUCCUCUGAAGUCACUUCCAUGAGCCUUCAUCCUGGUUGGCUCUGA